This is a messenger RNA of Alternaria triticimaculans, 519 nucleotides long. RefSeq lists its product as uncharacterized. The record is from RefSeq and is a predicted model, not a curated record. Lineage: Eukaryota; Fungi; Ascomycota; Dothideomycetes; Pleosporales; Pleosporaceae. Bases 1 to 519 code for a protein of 172 amino acids. The transcript has a single exon.
AUGUUGCCCAACAUUCUCAGGAGCAUAUUGCCGGAUGUCCUUCAUAGAUCCCUUGCUCCCAGACGAUCACCGUCUUCGUCGCCUCCCCCUAGAGCCAGCUGUACGCCCCAACCUUCGCCUUCCCUUGGCACACUCAUAGCCGACCGCCUGGAAGUUCUGGCCAAGGAUCACUUGGCUUCGAUCUUUGCCGAUGCCAAUGACCAAGCGUACAGCCUCCGUGUUCAAGCUGAGGGAGAGUUUGAGGACGUGGUUGCCGACCACAAGCUCGAUGUCGACACAAUCAAGGAGGACUGCAUACGAGAGCUUGGUGAAGUGGUUGACGACAAGCUGUGCAAGUUCAAGGAGGAGACUGAGGAGAUUGUCGAAACUGCCGUGGAAGAAGUGGGCACCAAGAGCGGUAAAAUUCGCGACGACUUUUGCGACGGGCUGGAGGAGUUCGUGAAGAUAGCUUCUGCUUCACUCAAGAAGUUGAGAGAAGGAAAAGGCUACCGCGAUCGUAUGUCGACGAGUCAAGACUAA